This is a messenger RNA of Aspergillus novofumigatus IBT 16806, 705 nucleotides long. Its product is annotated as haloacid dehalogenase, type II. The record is from RefSeq and is a predicted model, not a curated record. Gene Ontology annotation, molecular function: hydrolase activity, acting on halide bonds, in C-halide compounds. The transcript is spliced from 3 exons. Bases 16 to 705 code for a protein of 229 amino acids. Lineage: Eukaryota; Fungi; Ascomycota; Eurotiomycetes; Eurotiales; Aspergillaceae.
GUCUAAACGAGAAUAAUGGCAGAAAAUAAGAUCGUUGUCGCCUUCGACCUGUACGGAACACUCUUAUCAACAGAUUCAAUCGUGGAUACCAAAGCACAAUCCAUAUCCACGUCAUGGAGACGAUAUCAGUUGGAAUAUACCAGGAGACUCAACAGCAUGGGACGAUACGACUCAUUCUCCAACAUCACUCGAAAUUCCCUGCGUCAUGCCGUAGCAGAGCAUGGUGAAAAGCUCGAUGAAGACGCGAUUGACGAGCUUCUAAGAGCUUACGACAGCCUCUCAACUUUCCCAGACGUUCUGUCUACUUUGCGCCAACUGGCCGAUCGUCCCGAUAUCACUGCGGUGGUCUUUUCGAAUGGGACACAGGACAUGGUCACCAACUCUGUACGCCACUCUCCGGACCUACCGCCUCACAGUGCCGUGUUUGGGGAGAUCAUCACGGUUGAUGAGGUGAGGCAGUUCAAGCCUGCUUCAGCAGUGUAUGCCCAUCUUGCCGAGAAGUUGGCAAAAUCGCCCUCGUCACAAAUGGCGGACCUAUGGCUAGUCAGUGGAAACCCAUUUGACGUGCUCGGCGCUAGGAGUUGUGGUAUGCAAGCCAUCUGGGUGGAUCGAGGUCGUCGGGGAUGGAUGGAUGCUGCUGUACCUGAUCUACAGCCAACUGCUGUGGUUCAUGAUUUGAAUGACAUUCUCACUGUCAUUCGGUGA